Molecule: messenger RNA, 23069 nt
Organism: Pocillopora meandrina
Lineage: Eukaryota; Metazoa; Cnidaria; Anthozoa; Scleractinia; Pocilloporidae
Source: the annotation of a GenBank genome assembly
AUGAACCAUAUUGACUGCUCUUUGACUGAAUUUCACGUUGCAGCAAACAUCUCGAGGUAUACGAUAUCUAACUUUGUAAUGAAGGGUCUCUUGGUUACAAUUGCUGCCGUGGCAGCUUUUGCUUGGCUUUUUAACUGCGCCUACUGCGCACCCAUACCUACUUCGGGUGGAAACGUACUUGACGGGACUCCGGAGGAGAAAAAAUUGGUGAGUGAUAUUGAGUUUCACUGAGUGAUACUUCAAGAUUUUUGUACUGCUACCAACAACGUGCUUCUGACCUCGAACCGGGAUGGUUUAGCCUCGUUGCCACGGCCUUGUAUUCAGUUAGUGAGCUAUCUAAAGAUCUCUUGUAGAGACGUUAGAAUACGCAUUAACUCUAUGGUUCUGCAUACGUUCCCCGAACGGUUCGGUCAAACGACAUGACGGUUGUGUCAGUAACCCGAAACAAGUGACUAUGAUAAUUACAAUCUAUUAUCUCUUGUUUGACACCACAUGCUUUAAAGCAAAAGACAGUUGAUCUUAUUUAUAGGCCUGAAAAGUUUUAAGAUUCAGGAAACGAUUCUCUGGAAUUGAAAUGAAAGAAAUUUUCCAGUGGCUUUCUCCUUCCAUAUGCAAGAUGUGACAUGAUGUUAUCUCAUUAACCCUUUAACUUCCAGAUCAAAUUUGUCAUUCUCCUUACUGUCAACCAUACAAUUCUUAUAAUGUUAGGUCAGAGAAUUUAGUAUUGGAUCAACAAAUUAUCCCCAAAUUGACAUUUUUCUUCAUUCUCAUCACUUGUCUGGUUGAUACUGUAUUGAUAUUGUAGGGAGAAAUUCUGUCUUGGUCACUCUUGGGAGUUAAAGCCGUUAACCAAUAAACGUUUUGCAGCCGUCAUGGAGUAGAUCGUGCAUGAUCUAUUGAUCCAAGCAGGUAAACUGCAAUUUAAAGGUUUAUCCAACUCAAUUUUCUCUUGCAGGCUGUUCGUUUUCUGAAAGGCUAUGAAUACCUGAAUACAGAGACGAGACCUAACGACUCUUCAGCGUAUCAUGAUGUCCUCUCUGAAGCAAUAAGAAAUGUUCAAAGGAUGGGCGACCUUCCUGUCACCGGACAACUCAACGCAGAGACGAUAAAACUGAUGAAUACAUCCAGAUGUGGCACUAAGGAUCCCAUUAAAAAGCUCAACAAAACUGGAGAUGGUCAGAAAGAAAUUGGAAGGUACUAUAUUCAAGGCACCAGAUGGAACAAGAAGGUAUAUUGUUUAUUUUGGUCAGAAUGGUUAGGGAUCCUUUCCUUUUAUCUCAUGGAUCGGAGACUACAAGAUUGUUCUUUUUUGGCGAGAUUGCAAAAUCAGAAAUAGCUAAAGUAACACUUUACUCACCUGAGAGAAGCAAUGAUGGCUUUUUUCAAGAGGUUUACUUCAGUCGAGGAAGUGUGAAAUAAAAGAAAGAGUCUGUUGGUCAUUUACCAAUAUUCGGGACAAUGGAAGUCAAUUCUCCUUAGUGAUCAGUUUUUUUUUCUGUUGUUGUAGCAAAAGCAAUUCAGAUCGAGGAUCGAAAGAACUGAACCCAAACUACAAACCUAAUCAGAUGCAAAACCAAAACCGAUCACCACUUGGGCACCCACGUUUUUUCGCGGUUUUGCAAGUUCACUUAUUUUUACUUGGUGCAGUGCGCUCAUUGGCACCUUGCGUUAUUUUCCUCUGAUCUGAUUGACCGUUGUGGAUCAAAGUAAAGCAUUGAUAAACCAAGAGUGACCUCGCAUUUUCUAAUUCUAUUACAGCAUUUGACGUACCGCUUUACCAGGUGGCGUACACAUGAUCUUCCUCUAGACACCCAAAGAAAUAUUAUUCGGACAAUGAUCCAAAAAUGGGCUGCCGUGAGCUCGUUGACCAUCACUGAGGCAGACCCUGCAGUUGAUGACAAAGACGUUGACAUCUUGAUUAGCUUUGUUAGACGUUAUCAUGGCGACCCUUAUCCAUUCGACGGUCAAGGAGGAACGCUCGCUCAUGCUUAUUAUCCACACAAUAAUAAAGGUUGGUUUCUAUGGAAACAAAAACAAAGAUAACAGUUUCUGGCAAUGAUGAAUAGUAAAAGUCUCAAACGGAACAAAAAUAAAACAAAUUAUCCACAAUUGAGCGCAAAAUCAUUCUUGUUUUGUUUUGUUUUUUUUCUCUUUUUAAAAUAUAUUUGACAGCUACAUAUAGAUUAAACCAAUCUUUAUUUAUGAAGCUUUCUUAGGGUUAUCAUUUUUACAGUUCCAAUUGCUUUCAUCAUCAAAUUCAUCAUCAUGACCACUUUUAUUGUCAUUGUUGUUAUUAUUGCAAUUCUUGUGUUAAGAUAACCUUGUUUUGUAAUCGCGAUUAUUAUCAUUUGAUUUAACUUAGAUGAUUACUCUUUCUAGGUUUGUCCGGUGAUGCUCAUUUUGAUGACGAUGAGAGGUACACCACAGGAGAACCAAGCGGCAUUAACCUGGACUGGGUGGCGCUUCACGAGUUUGGACAUAGUUUGGGUCUGGAGCAUUCCAAUGUGCGUGAAGCCGUUAUGUACCCGUGGUACAAGGGGUAUUUCCCAAACAUCGAGCUUACUGAGGAUGACAUCCUGGGAAUACAGCAGAUUUACGGAAGUAAGUAGUUUUAUAUUUUCGUUACCUCCUACAGUUUUCAUUUUUGAACGGAUGAAUUCGGGAAGCGAAUCGGUUUUGAUCGCAUUCAGAGGAGUUAUUCCGCAUGAAGAAGAAGAAGAUGAAGAAGUGGUAAAUUGAAGGAAAGAUUUAAUCCGCGUAAAAUAAAAUUUCUAAUAAGGGUAUUGUGAAAAGAAGAAGCUCAAAAAAGGGGAAGACUCCCAACCAAUGGUUGCUUAUUUGAGCCUCGCUUUACAAGUGUGCGAUGAUUUUCGCAUGCGAAUGGCUCAACCCUAUGUUUACGCUCUCCGUGUCCUCGCGUUCAAGACAUGUUUGCUAUCAAUUGAAAACUAUGAAACCCCAUCGUAGGGAUGAAAAGUUAAAUACCCUUUGAAGCAGUCUCAAAUAAACUGACUGCACAUUUACUUCUCUGUCUCAAUAGAACCAUCCACGCCUUCAACCACUGUCAAGCCCACAAGUAAAAAAACUCAAUCUCCUACAUCAAGUGAUCCGAAUACACCAUCAACCAAACCAACGCCAUCACCAACCCCAUCACCAACCCCAACUGAUCCCGACACAUCCGAGCCCGAUGUGUGCUUGGUAACCAAGUAUGAUGCUGUUGCGGUCGAAGAAAACCACCGGGGCGAUAGAUUGACGCAUUUUUUUAAUGGAAACUACUUCUGGACGCAUACCGGAACACGUUUGGUUAAGCCAGCUAAAGCCCAGAAAGUUAGAGACGUCUGGCCUGAAGUAGAGACCCCAGUAGACGCCGUUUAUCAGGAUAAAUUAAAGAAAACCCUCGUUUUCUUUAAAGGAAACAAGUGAGUUUUAUUUAAUGGUUGAUAUGUUUACGAUAUCAUGUUUGAUAUGGUAGAUAUUCUCCUCUGUUAACAUUUUGACCAAAGGAAUUAUCAGAACACGAAGACCAGUAGCAAUAAAGAAAAUUACUGGUAUCGGUUUUGAAGCCUAGUGUUCCGAAAAUGAGAUUGAAGAGGUCAAGAAAACUCCGUCAAUUAAUCUGUGCAGAAAAUUAAUUUGGUCAUAGGCUGCAUAGCAGGCGUAAUUUUGGCGGGCGAGCGCUCAGUAUUAUCUUGGUGAUGUAUUUCAACUUCAACCGUGAUGACAUGGCGUGAAUUUUCCAUUUUAUUUUUUUUAUAAGUAAUGUUUUGUUUGUUCUCUUGUAGAUUUUGGGAAUACAACAAGAAUAGACAGCUGCAGUCGUUUGGUGAUCUUAACCAAUAUUUUAAUUCCAAAGAAGCCGAAAACAUGGACGCAAUGUUCGUUUGGCAAAGAAAUAGGAGAACAUACGUAUUCAAGGGCUCAAAAUACUGGAGAUACAGUAAAGGUGCAAAGAAGUUCGACUCAGGAUAUCCACGAAAUAUCAAACAAGCCUGGGAUGAAAAUUUCCCCAGUGACAUCAGUGCUGCAGUUUCUUGGCUAAAUGAUAAGAGUUACAUCUUUAAAGGAGACCUAUAUUGGAGGCUGAAGAAAGAUACAACGAAAAUUGAUGUUGGAUACCCGAAACGAAUUGCUGAACAGUGGAUGAAAUGUAAUACAAAUGUCGGAGGCAUAAUCAUUGGUUCUGCCAACGAACAGCCUUGAUUUGAAUUGAGCACUCCCUCGCAAACGCUAACACUAAAGAACACUGAAUCAGGAAGAAAAAAACUUUGCUAUACUAUAACGUCAGUGAACUGUUAUUUAGAGAAUUCCUUCAAAUAUUAAAUUGGUUCAAUUUGUAUAUAUCAAGGUUUUCUUUGUAAUGAACAAUGACAUAGGAUAAACUGUCCUUCUAUGAAUAGAAACCAGAACUUAUGCUAAAUCGUAUUAUUUGACAAAAUUUUUAACCAAAACAGUUGACAAUACUUUAUUCAGCGAAAAAAAUCAGAUCACAGGAAUUUUUAUUUAUUUUUGUAUCAUUUGUAUUAACUGUGUAAAACAUUCCAAUAGGAACGUAUUUCAAAUAAAAUUAUUGGUAUUGACAGGAGCCCAUUACUUAAGUGAUGGGCACCUGACAUUGAAUAUUUCAAAUUUUACUUUUGACUUGCGUUGUUGGAGUGUAAAAAAUGAAAGAACAGAUCACGUAACUGGCCAUUUGCUUUUGUAUCUCGACCUCAAAAACAAAACGAACUCAUGAGAUAGAAGUUGGACGUUAAGGGGAAGCGAAAUCAAAAGAACUUGGCAUCAUUCUCCCUCAAGGCUCGGAGAAGCUUUGCCCUGAAUUCGAAACCCUUAACCUGCCGCUUUUUGACCGAAAGGGUACUCGAUCAUCUCAUACUCCUCACUUGAAAUGCACCAUUAAUGUUUUUCAAACUUGUCAUUCAGAGUCAUCGUUCUUAAGAGGCUGUCUCUCUUAUUUCCACCCGGUCAAUUUUGCGUCAAAAAUAAUUUUGCCUGAAACUCUGUUAACAGAAAGACUUUACCUAGGAAAGAACUUUUCUGACUGCAUUACGGGCCAUAAUUAUUUCCCAGUCCGUAGGGACCGUCGCAACGUCUCGAAAAUUGAAAAAUAGGCAUAUUUUGUAACGUUGUAAAAUAUUUGAUUCGCAUAGUUAAGCCAAAGAAUUUAUAUCAGAUUGCUUAAAAACCUUUCUAGUUUGCCAAGAAAGUUAGAAUUUGCCCUCUCAACAUAUUUGAAAAGGCGAAUUUUAGCAUAUUCUGACCACUAGAAAUCGCCAUCAGCCGAUGGCCGUAAAUAACCUUGAUUUAGACGCCAAGUUUUGGGUUUUGGGACCUGGUUGACGAUUCUAUCCUACACAGCCGUUAAGUUUAGACCUUUAUAGGCACAAAUAUGCAAAAACCCCUGUACGUUUUCGAUUUUUCAAAAGUUAUGACCGUUUGAAUCAGCACAUGUACGAGCAUUCGCGAUUUUUUCGCCUACACCAAAAUCGAACCACUGUAGCAGAUUUCGUCAUAAAUACAGCUUACCCGCUUUGCAGCCCGGCUUCAUGGCUCACUUCAGAAUUUUUCUAAUAACCAAAUUGGUGAAAUCCAUGAUAACUUCAACAAAUAGCUAGGUAUUGCCUUCGAAAAGUAGGCGGCAUCCAUCGUGAUUCGUGGUAUCAAAACAAAUGUCGGAAUUGGCCACAUUUCGCGGUGAAUCACCCAUUUAACAUCGCUGCAGAGCUGAAUUUUUUCCAAAAUCAGAAUAUAAACUCUACAUGUCUGGAAGCUGAGGGAGAAAUGAAGGUUUUAGGCUUCUGAAGUGAAGAAAUAAUCGCUUAAAUUUAGAUCCAGUUCGAUGUUAUACUGUUCUCACAAAGGUCCGCAUAAAAGAGAAGACCGCUGAUAGCUUGUGCCGUACGUUGUGCCAUAUGGUUUUGUUUUGCAUCCCAAUGUAAGUAAUAUUUGGGCAGAAAAAUUUUGGAUGAAAAGAAUAAAUGCUUUUACCUGGAGUUUGAUAUCAUAUAAUUAAUAAAUCAAUUUCAAAUAUCCUGAGCUUGCUUCUCUCGGUUCCGCGUCGAUUGUGUACACAGAACAGCAACCUGAGAAACAACCGGAGAAAUCAUGGGUUUAUGUGAAAUUUCAGAUAUUCCUCGCUUCCCAAACUGGUGAACUGGACUUUAUGAUAACUCCAGCAAAUACCUCCAAAAUUCAGCGGUCGGCAUCUGUCGAUACUCUUCUUUGACUCGUUUUUGCGAACUAAACUCGAAAACUAAAGCCAUGUUUCGCGCUUAAUGUUCCGUUGAAACUUUGGAUUGCAGCUGCAUUCUCUUCAAGAAUCAGUCAUAGAACUCCACUUGUAAGUCUAUGUGUCGAAGUUUGGCGUUUUGGAAUUUAAAGCUGAACGAUUGCACUAUCGCGCAUAACAGAGGUCCGCAUUAAUCAUUGCAGGUGAAGCCGCUAACCCUUUAAUUUUUUUGGAAGGCCUGCAAGUGUAGUAUGGCAUGCAAAUGCUUUUUCGAAACCAGAGAGGCUUCAGUCUGUAGUGAGUCUUCAGCGAGGUUGUUAAAGCUUUCAUUGGACAGAGGAUACGCAUUGACGAAACACCCAGUGAAGGGAACAACAGCUGCAGUAAGAAUAGUAGACGAAUCAAAGAACACUCUCUGUAUAAAUAAGAUUGAGCAUUUUAGUAGCUUCCACAACUUCGAAUAUGGAGAUAUCGGUCUGAGAGUUUGGAAAUGUUAUGGCAUUGGUAAAGGGAAGUACAUUCCAUAUGACGUAAUUUAUAUCAAGCACCAAGGUCAAACGUCCCUUCAAACCAUAGAAUCUCAAGGGUUUUAUGAUUCUCCUGAAAAGCGUGUGGUCAAGCGUCGUUCAAAGGGCAGCAAGGAAACAGAGAGUACAACGCCAUUGUUUGAAUGCUCUGUGUUUGGAUGUGUUGAAGUGUUCGAAACCUUUUCGCAACUGGAGCUGCACCUGGACGUUGGAAAGCAUACAGUCAGCAGGUUAAAGCCAGUAUGAUGCAAGGGACUGGGCCCUUAAGUUCUCGUCGAUAGAUACCGCUGGUAUCGAGUGUUCGAGCUGUUCGUUAGAUUCUAGUACACCACUCACUGCUCCCGUGGAUACUUCGCCCCACUUGUCUUUACGAACAGGAUGGGCCGUAAGCAAACCAAGGGGCAGCGUUAGAUUUUCAGAGAAGGUAAAAGAAUACCUAACGGCACGGUUUACACUUGGAGAAAGAACUGGGCGAAAGGCCGACCCCGCCCAAAUUGCAGUGGACAUGCGAAAUGCGGAAAAUGAAUCAAAUGCACGUUUGUUCACUAGAGAACAGUGGCUGACAAAGAGCCAAGUUCAGAGCUUUUUCUUCCGGCUAGCAGCAACGCGGCGAAAAGAUCAGGGUGUGAUCGGGAUAUCACUGGAUGAGGAGGAAGAUAUCCAAUGCGUCCAGGAAAAUUCCGAGAGAUAAGAUCUGGUAGACAAAGUUAACAAAGAGAUCAAAUUCUCACAUCCAAUCUGCUACGAUACGUAGGACCUCUGUGAACGUUACCACAAUAACACACUUCACAAAUUCAAUGUGGUUUUGUUGAGAGCCAUCUGUAAAAUUGAGAGACAAAAAACAGAUCCUCAUAGACAAACUGUCGGACGUGAUUAGUGAUUGUCAGUGUGUUUCUCAGUAGACUUAUGUAAACAAUGUCUUAUACAGUGGCUGAAAGUGUAGAAUAUUCUUUACAGAUACAAACUACCUUUACUUCCGAUAUCAAGUUCUGACGGCGUUGUUAUAGUGUAAUAUAUUAUAAUAUCUAGUAGUCAGUGAAAUGUUUUGAUGAAAUCGAUUGAAAAUUUACCAAAAGCAACACUUAUAACAUCUGUUCAUACGAAGCAUGUGUCAGGUUUUUAACACGUUGGUAGCAGAUUUCUCCGGCUAUUGACAGGUUGCUGUUCUGUGAACACAAUCGACGCGGUACCGAGAGAAGCGAGCUCAGGAUAUUUGAAAUUGAUUUAUUAAUUAUAUGAUAUCAAACUCCAGGUAAAAGCAUUUAUUCUUUUCAUCCAAAAUUUUUCUGCCCAAAUAUUACAUUGGGAUGCAAAACAAAACCAUAUGGCACAACGUACGGCACAAGCUAUCAGCGGUCUUCUCUUUUGUGCGGACCUUUGUGAGAACAGUAUAACAUCGAACUUGAUCUAAAUUUAAGCGAUUAUUUCUUCACUUCAGAAGCCUAAAACCUUCAUUUCUCCCUCAGCUUCCAGACAUGGAGAGUUUAUAUUCUAAUUUUGGAAAAAAUUCAGCUCUGCAGCGAUGUUAAAUGGGUGAUUCACCGCGAAAUGUGGCCAAUUCCGACAUUUGUUUUGAUACCACGAAUCACGAUGGAUAGCUAUUUGUUGAAGUUAUCAUGGAUUUCACCAAUUUGGUUAUUAGAAAAAUUUUGAAGUGAGCCAUGAAGCCGGGCUGCAAAGCGGAUAAGCUGUAUUUAUGACGAAAUCUGCUACAGUGGUUCGAUUUUGGUGUAGGCGAAAAAAUCGCGAAUGCUCGUACAUGUGCUGAUUCAAACGGUCAUAACUUUUGAAAAAUCGAAAACAUACAGGGGUUUUUGCAUAUUUUUGCCUAUAAAGGUCUAAACUUAACGGCUGCGUAGGCUAGAAUCGUCAACCAGGUCCCAAAUCCCAAAACUUGGCGUCUAAAUCAAGGUUAUUUACGGCCAUCGGCUGAUGGCGAUUUCUAGUGGUCAGAAUAUGCUAAAAUUCGCCUUUUCAAAUAUGUUGAGAGGGCAAAUUCUAACUUUCUUGGCAAACUAGAAAGGUUUUUAAGCAAUCUGAUAUAAAUUCUGUGGCUUAACUACGCGAAUCAAAUAUUUUACAACGUUACAAAAUAUGCCUAUUUUUCAAUUUUCGAGACGUUGCGACGGUCCCUACGGACUGGGAAAUAAUUAUGGCCUGUAAUGCAAUCAGAAAAUUAUUUCGAAUCAAACCAAAUCUAAUUUAGUUCUUUCCUAAGUAAAGUCUUUCUGUUAACAGAGUUUCAGGCAAAAUUAUUUUUGACGCAAAAUUGACCGGGUGGAAAUAAGAGAGACAGCCUCUUAAGCCCCUCGAGCUCACGGCCUCUCCGCCAAUCACUUUGCGCGAACGGAGUCAAGGCCGCACACUCCGAUUUCGACCAUUGUCCACACGGAGGUGGUUUGCGCGCCGAAAAUCGUCCCAAUCGGCAUUUUUCUCAGCAUUUUUCUCAGCCAUAUCGCCUGGUGUCUCUGUGGGGAUGGGGUAAGUAUGGCACAUUGAUCGCCCCUACUACUGACGGUAGAGAGAAAAUUGACCUCGUACCCAAGUUUUUCCCGCGGCCGUGUCCAGUUUGCUUGUUCAAAGCAUAACCAGAAAGAAGCGAGCUUGGAAAUUCAGGAAGAAAACGCUCGUUUCCAGCGAAAUGCGCGGGGAGUUUUGGUAUUGAGACAUGUCCCAGGGUGCAAUGAUCUUGGAUCGUAAAAUAUGGCUGAGAAAAUGCCGAUCGGGAGGAUUUUCGGUGCGCAAAUCACCUCCGCGUGGACAACGGUCGAAAUCGGAGUGUGCAGCCGCGACUUCUUCUAUUGGCGGGAAUAACGGUGAUGGUAAAGCAAGCCUAAAACGGAAGAAAUCGCCAGAAACUACAACGGAAACACAUGAUGUUGGUAGGUGUUAUUGAUUCUACGUGUAAAAUAUUCAUAUUUCGAAACAAUUAUCGUUGUAAGUCGAUCAUAUUCCGUUCCCCAUACUAUUCCUUAAAACUUGUUCAAAUUUUCAACGGUUCCUCUCGUAACUUAACACCGAGUCACAUAACGCGUGACGCGUUCAUGAAUUAAUCGUUGGCUUUUUCUCGAGACGUGAGCUUGGGCCACCUGCGCUUGCUGAGCAGUUUCAUUUUUCAUCAUAUUUUCAAUCAAAGCAAUGUUUUCGUCAAGUGAUGACAGGGUCAUCCCCAGAAAUCAAUCCAUACUCAACGGGCUGCCAAUUUCAUUUACGUCACCACUGGCUUAUGCUUUUUAAACAACCAGACACAGAUUAUAUUUCACAGAAUAGUAUAGUUUGCUGUUUCGAACCAUUUCAACAGACUCAUCUCCUCUGUAAACUUCAACAUAUCUUCUGAAGCUGGUGCCAACAUGCGAAGUCAACGUUCAAGACAGUUGUUGAUGUUAAUAGCUUACUUUGUGAGUAUUGUAUACAGUGUUCCUGUAGUGAACAGGAAGGACUUGAAGAAGGUAAGAAAGAAGAGGCCUCAUUCGUCUUUUGUCCGCACAACGAACUCAAGGGUAUCCUUGGAACAAACUCGAUGCCUAUUUCUUGUCUUGAUUUUUGUGUUUAAUUGAGAUUAUGUAAAGAAGAACCUGAGAACAUUAGCUUACGAGUGGAGCGACAUGAGAUUUCGAGACAGGGAAAAGGGGGGAGGGGGGGAGGGAGGAGAAAGGAAGGUGCUUUGCGGGCAGGUAGGUGCACGCUCUGGUCUCCAAAUUUGGACUUGAUUUUGUAUAAUAAAUUGGCAUGUAAAUUUGAAAUGUUCGUUCCUAUAAUAGAUGCACAUCGAUAAUCCGGUUUGUCAGAGGGCUUGUUCUGUCAUUUUUCGAUAUGAGUUGAAUCCACAUUCAUGAAUGUCCCUUGAUUUUGAACUUAUCAUCCUGUAAUAGAUAAACUGUUGAGAUGCUUGGCUUGUCAAACAGUUUCUAAACAGUUAAAAUUUACCAGAGAUCAGGCUUUCCGUCAAUUUAUUGGAAGCGAAAAAAUAAAACUCCAUACUAAAAGGAGACGAAUACUCAGUUCCAGCAAAAGCUUAUUUUGUCAUUUUAGAUCGAGGAAGAUGCCAGCUGAAGGUGCGCCUCAUCAGAUAAUGACAAUGAAUUAAUUAGUCAAUCGCCGUCAGUGUGUUGACGUUCAUAUUUGCAUCUGUGGCAUCAAUUACAUCACAUCUGUCAUUACGCUUGCGUCGCUGCGGCAAGAUUAUAAUUUUCUGAUGAUUUGAUAACCGAAUGUUUUUGUGGUCAUUACCAAAUCUGUCGGUGAGUCUGCGUCACUCUUGAGGUCACUGUGGAACUCACAUGAACCCGGCAAACAUGAACGCACUGAUGACUAUUAGAAAGGAAUUUGUCGUUUUUCCCAUUUUUUCUCGGAAAGAUACUUUUUCUGAUGAUUUUGGCUUAAUUUUAAAUAAUUUCUUUAUCACAUCGCUUCAAUUAGAAGGACGAAGUCAGAUCUCAGAAGAGUAUUAUAAUGAAUAGCUGAUUUCGCAACCGCUAAGAAAUAUGACACUCGUUUGUUGAUGUUUCAAUCAUCAACUAUGUGGCGAAAAGGAGUUGAUUGAUGAUGAGAUGAUGAUCCUGCGUAAUAAGAAUCAUGGCGAAAUAUAAUAGUUUGUAUGGGAAUAUUUACGACCGCUCUUGGGAAUAAAACUUGAAAAUACAGUCAAAUUCUCAAUAAAAAUACCUCACCUUACUUCUAAAGUGCAUCGCUUGUUGUCUGACCGUUUACUUUGUUGCAACGAGGCCAUUUGAGCGAGUUAUCCAUUUCUAGGUUUACUAGGAUUAGGAAAUCGAGAAACUAAUAAAUCGCUAAAAUGGCUUCUUUUCAACAUAGUAAGCGGUCAGACAACAAGUGAUGCACUGUGGAAGUAAGGUGAGGUACUUUUAUAGAGAGUUUGACUGUUUUUUUUAAUUCCUAGGAGCGUUCGUAAAUUUUCCCAUACAAACUCUUAUAUUUUCACCAUGACUCUUACUACGCAAGGUGAUCAUCUUACAGCUAGAGCUUGGGCUGCCUUGUAGUUUCACUUCAAAAACUAUGGAUGGAAUUUUUAAGACACCUAAAUACAUACAUGCGCAGCAUACCAUGGAAACUUUUUUAACUAACGCCGAUCCUGAUUUGAACGAAAAUGGCUUCAGAUCGACAGAUCAGACCAUAACAGUACACAGCUGGGAGGAUUUUCUUCCCUUUCAGCCACUUAUCUUCAUGUCUGUGGUAUCGUUUUUGAAUUGGCAGGAUCGACAGGCAGUAGCACUCCACGGCUGUUGGUCACGAUCCUAAUUUCCAGAAAAGUAUCAUGGCUCCGAAUAUUCCUAGUUAGUCUUACACUUGGCAUUUUCCCGAAUUUCCAUUACGAAUGAUCAUCUUCCCGAAGUCAGCGCACGCGCAACGCAACCACAGGUGUGCGACGUGGGUGGGAUUGAUAUCGUAAUCUCGCGUGCCUCGUGCGUCACUUGCGUAGUGAGUCUUUUCCCACCAGAUGAAUGUCUAGCGAGAGAUAACAACCAACAGAUAACAGUUAAAUUGGAUUUUGAAAUGUUUUCAUUUUCAGACAUCACAGUUUCUAGUUCAAUUUGGGUACGUCGACAUCUCAAACCCAACGGAAACAGCUGGCGCUGGUGAUCAAAAUUCUCCUGUGUUCAGAAAGGCGAUUAGGACACUUCAAUGGUUUGGUGGUAUUCCUGUGACGGGAAUUAUUGACAGGAAAACCCUCGAGUUAAUCAGCACAUCAAGAUGCGGUAUGAAAGAUCCACCUCCUCCUUCCUCGAGAGGGAUCGGAGAAUUCAAGAAACAGGGAACUUAUUGGAAGAAGAGGGUAGGUCUUUUUCACUUGCAAAGGAAUAUAACAAAUCAAGAAAAAACAAAAGCUGAGCACCUAACUUUACUCACAGAAAGUCGGCCUCGAUCAAAAGUGCAUUCGGAAACAUGAUUGGGUCAGCGAACCCGGCAGGGUAGAUCUCUUGUUAAGGGUGUACCACCCGCGUUUUAAAAUCCUGAUCUUAUUUCAGGCCGCUCCGAAAAAAUUAAAGACAUGAUUCUGGUCUCAGAGCACGCAAGAGAAGCAUUUAGGUAAUGUGUCCGUCAAAAGAUGUUUCUACAAAAAUAUGAGUGAUAGAGCAUGCGGAACAAAGUGAUGUAAAAAGGAGGGAUAUGGCAAAAAUAACAAAACGGGAAUUUGGGAAGAGUAGAAACACAUUAAUUAACUCUUUCUCUCUGCGAAAAAAAAAACUACACCUUUAACCCUUAAAUGUUGGUCGAAAGUCAUGUUAAACAUAGCGAUCAAACGUCUGGCAUGCGCGAGGGGGCCAAUUUUGGCCGCCCGCGCGCCAAUUUCCGCCCAAAAUUUGAUGUUGAUUUACCAACUUGUUUUUCAAGCUUUACCGAAAAAGUUAUGCGCUUCUAAAACACUGUAACCUACUGGCUAGUGUGGUUAUUGAGACUUCUUGGUUACACGCCACCUAGACAUCACAACAUUCGCAUAUGCGUAGACGUUUGACCGCUGUGUGCCACCUACAUAGCAGUUACGCAAUCAAGCAGUUUAUAGAGUUACACUAAUAGAAAGUAUUAACAAAUUAAUUUUUUUCCCCAGGAUCUAACUUAUAAGAUCGUGAACUACACCAGUGAUAUCCCAUCUCGGAAUAAACAGCAGCAGAUCUUUCGAGAGGCCCUGAGAAAAUGGGAAGCAGCUUCAGAUUUGCGUAUACGACAGGUGUAUCAUGGUUAUGCAGACAUCCCUAUCAGCUUUGUUACUAGAGAUCACAAGGACGGCUAUCCAUUUGAUGGACCAGGGGGGACAUUAGCUCAUGCCUUCUAUCCCCAUGAUAACCAAGGUGGGUCCUUGCCUCAAAAAGGGUAACGAGUGGUUAAGUGACAUGGCCAUGGACCUCAUUACUUCAUGACCAUGAACAUCCCCACUCGCUGAUAUGUUGAUUCAUCUUCAUCCUCUUUACUAGUAUCCAUUUCAUGCCACUGGCUCUCGGAGAUGACUGUGAAAGUGGUUAAGUGUCUUAACUAAGAUUUCAAUUUCACGCCCCAGCCAUGGCUGUGUAAGCAAGGUGCUCGGGCACCACUUCUACCAAGAGUGAAAUAAAAUUCUAAAAGUGGUGAAGUGAAAUCAAUAGAAAAAGGAUUAUUAAUUCAAUUUUUUGAAAAUGCACUGUUCGUUAGCAAACAGUGCAUUUUACUAUUAAAACUAUGGUUUUCUUAAUUCUCAUCACACAUGCAUCACUUCAAUUUAAGUCUUUUCCUUUUGCUCAGUAAAAAAAUCAAAUCAAACUCUCAUUGGUUGCAGGAUUAUCCGGUGACGCUCAUUUUGACGAUGAUGAGAAGUUCACCACAGAGACACCAGACGACGGCAUUAACUUGGACUGGGUAGCAAUUCACGAGUUUGGACACAGUUUGGGUCUGGAACAUUCCAAUGUGCGAGACUCAAUCAUGUACCCCUGGUACAAGGGGUAUGUCGCGGAUGUUAAACUGACCGAUGAUGACAUACAAGGAAUUCAAGCUUUGUAUCCAAGUAAGGAAGCAUGCAUGCAAUAAUGUGCGUUUUCAGGGAUCAAAGCUUGUGCGACUUACAAUUGCGAUUGGAUGUCGGUAAAGAAAAGCCAAAUUGAUCGCAACGGCUAAUAAUUGAUCGCAAUGGCUUAUAAGAACAAGGCAAAUUACCAAAUCGACAGUAGUUUAGCGUGGUCUGUACUCUCAUCGACAACGAAAUCCGUCAUCACAAUAGUCAAAAUUUUUGUUUUUUGCCACAACAUCGACAUCAAAUAAAACGAUCCUUUCAAUGCAUGUUCAUCGUGUGACACGUUGACGCGAGCAGCGUUGUUUAGACUGUUAUCGACAUCGGCAAAUUGGCCAGUCAGAUUGCGACUUUACUGCCAAAUGUGGUAAAGCGCAUUGAAAACCAAAGAAUAUUUACUGCACGCUACGUUGAAUAGUUGACUACGAUUUUAGGAAAUUGAACAGCAAGAAGACAUUUGUUUUUAUUUUCAAAAACAUUUCAGAGCCAACAACAGCACCAAUCUUAAGGACCACAAAUAAAGCCACAACAAAAGCCACAACUACCCAGCGUCCGCGGAUAACUCUCCGCCCUCGUACCGUUACUUCUCGCCCCACUCAACCAGAUCUUUGCGAUAGUUCCGUCCGUUAUGACGCAGUCUCUUUAGAUCCCAGGCGGCGGAUGACGUACUUUUUUGUGGGAAAUUGGUUUUGGAUCGUGGACAGAAGACUGCGCAGGAGUGGUCCAUUCACUAUCAAAUCUUUCUGGAAGGAGGUGAAGACCCCCGUGGAUGCCGUGUACCGCAACAAACGGAGAAACAUCGUGUUCUUUAAAGGAACAGAGUAAGAUGGCGGUUUUUAUUUAUUUUAAGAAAAAAUGUUUGGUUUUCCUCAAUAGGCUUGAGUAUGGUUUCUAAGAGCGAGAUCGAAUAUGUUGAUAUGACAACAACGAUCAGUAUCGUCUGUCUGCUGCGUUUUUAAGUGAAAGAGCAGCCAUGUAAACCAAGUAAAGUAGUUUUUUGCAAGACUUUGAAAUAGUUGCUGAAAGAUUUCUUGUUAUCAAAUUAAGAGCCAAAUUUUCGAAAUUAUAGCGUUUAUAAAAGUUUCACAACUACACAGUAUGAACUGUGUGUCAUUUCCCAAGGCACUCAGCUAACUUAAACUUCUACGUGAUGGAAAGUAGCGUCGUACUCAAGUAGAGUCUGUGCCACGGCUUAUUCCAGUUUCCGUAAUAGCAAAUGAUUUGAAGCAAUCCUGGCCAACCCCCCCCCUCCCUCUGCAUGGGACGCUGGUCCAUCAUAAUCUAUUCCCCCUCCCCCUCCCCCAUAUAUUUCAUCGGCUUUCCCCGGCAGAUUGCUGUUACCAUUUAAACUCCUGGGUGAAGAUAGCCCCUAUGAGACCAAAGUGUCCUGUCCAGGAACAUAGAACAAUAUUACGGCUCGAACGCUGUCCAUUUGGAGUACACCGCGAGAACCAGAAGACCUGCGCGUACCAUUCUCAUGAGUUUGAGCCCACAUUUUUGGCGUUUUUGCAGGUUUUGGGAAUACGACUCACGAAGAAUUUUGAAAUCUUCCGGUCUCAUAAAAAGAUAUGGGCUUCCCUUGAGUCUGGCAAACAUGAACGCAGUUUUCAUUUGGGAAAAAAACCAAAUCACCUACUUCUUCAAAGGAACACAAUAUUGGCGGUAUAACGAAUGGACCCGACGCACAGUCCGAGGACCUUCAAGAAAUCCGUAUCCUAGAAAGAUCCGAAGCGCUUGGAAAUUUCCUGAUCAUAUUGACACUGCGGUAACGUGGCUCAACGGAAAAUCCUAUGUGUUUCUGGGGAGUCAGUACCUCAGGCUAAAGAAAGGGAAACUUCUUCUGGACGGAAGACGGAGGAACACAGCUCGUAGGUGGAUGAAGUGCAGAUCCACUACAGGAUUUAGCAUUGGAGCAUUGGCAUCUGGACCCUCGAGUUCCAACGAUCCGUGAAUGUCAUCGCGCAACACUAUCUUGUACUUUAUAUCUUUCUUUCCAUGCUCCGAUAAGUUCAUUGUAUCAGUUAAAAAAAUGUUGUUAUUCCCAUUGCAAUCUUUUUAGUUAUUGUGUCAACAACAAUAUACUUGAAUAUGAAUGAUUCUCGACCGGCCUUUUUUUGUGGCUUUAUUGACUGUUUCAGGCCAAGACUGUCUGCUUUGAUCUGUCCAAUUACAGACACUUGUCAUCAGACAGGCUUAAUCGAACAGUCAAUUUGUUCCAAACUGUUAGAAUCCCAAAAAUUUGUAUCAGGUAUAUUAAAGUAAGUGCAAUUUAAAAUCAAUGCUGGCGUUUGAAGUCUUUCACCAGUAGGAUAAAAAGAGUUCUUAUUCACGAAGGUUCGAGAAUCAACCAGUGUAGUCAUACUGCUCGUAUUAUUGAUGUUGCCAUUUUAAAGGAAUAAAAAAAUUUUAAUUAUAACGCGAUGAUGUUAUAGUUCUAUAAAUAUACAACUGAUAUACCAUUAGUCAGCGAUAAGACUUGCCACAAAGUUAACCCGAAGUGUCGUUUAGCUUAUAUUUACCAACAUCCUCUGACAAGGGGCUAACAUUCGAUCGACUCGUCGGAUUUUCAAAGUUCGUUUACGGUGGUUUCAGCCGCCGUAACCAAAAACCACCUAAAUGUUUUAUUUGGCGCAACGCAACUGCUCCUUUUGAAACCAGUUGCCUCGUUAGUUUUCUUAGUCUCUGAUCAAUUUAAUUCAUAUAAGUUCUAAGUGCUCAAGGAAAUUAGAUCAAUGGCUUGUUAUGUGAUAAACUAUUUAUACUGCCCAUAAUCUCGAGCAUUGCAAAUAUUGUUUCAUUUCCCUUUCAGAGAUCGGGCAAGUCUGGUGCUCAAACACGUUUGCUGCUAGAUAAAAUCAUUAGCUUCCGAUCCCUCUUUUUUUGCUCAUUCAUUUAUUUAUUUAUCGAUUUAUUUUUGAUCUCCAUCAUUUCUGUUUGGCUUAAUCGACUUUAUGUCAUCGGUAUAACAAUUAAUCUCAGACAAGGGUCAAUUGUAUCUCUCAGCCGUUGAGUUGUAUCAUAAGAAUCCUUGAAAAAUCAAAGAAAACAAACAUUAAGACUUAAGAGUGAAUGAUUUUAGUGUUGGCGGUUGUGCAAUUAAUGGUUUAACUAUUUAAUUCCCAAUAACUGAUUAGUAAGUCUUCAUCCUGUAUUAUUUUGCAUGUAUUACAUUUAAUUCGUUGUAAACCAGGGAAGAGAAAUUGGCGUUACAUCCAGAUGACACCAUAAAGUUCAUAACACUGUCUCUUCUCCUCACCUGUUUGCAAGAUUAUGUAGUGAUGUCUCAACAAGGCUGGUAACAACAAGACGAGACAGGGUGAGGCAGAAUUUUCUUCCCUUUGUUUGGGCUGUCAAUCGAAUCAAGAGGGAUGAUGAUGCGACCAAAGAAUAUUUAAAAAUGCAAUUAAGUCUCUCACGUGGGGAUAUUGUUUGCUUCUCACGCCUCUUGAGUGGGCAAUCAUGGUCAUCUCGGCAUCUUGACAAACGAAAAGAACAAAACAAACAAACUCCAUAUUUGUACAUGUACAAAAUCCGAAGUUGGGAUAUGGUUAGGGAAGAAAAGUUGUCGUUUCCGCCGGGACACUUACAGCUGUGCGAGGCAGAAUAUUUUAUUUUAGAAAUAAUCUAACCUACGUGUCGAUGACACAGCAGAAAAAAUUGAAAUAUUCUAGCAAUAUCUAUUCACGAACGUCAAUCGACUUCAUACUUAGGAAAAACCGGAAGGAUAUUUAAUCACGCAGGUCUGUAAUGUAAGGCGAUUGACAACCAAAAAAUAGGGGAAACCUGCCAAGAAAGCGAAAUCUUUGCAUUUGCCCUUGUUGAAUACUGUCCACUCCCUGCGCUUGCUCCUAUUUGCAUGUAUAAAUCUGGUACAAAUUAAAAGUACAAAACCUAACACAUUCGUGAAUUCUCUGUGUCGUAUUUUGUGGAGCAUUCCAACACGGAAUCGUAAUGUCUCAGUGUGGUUUGAAUCGUCCGGGGGGGGGUAGUGUAGGGGAGGGGGCAGGGAUAUUUUCUUUGUACCAUGCCAACAGUUUCGAUUCAGUUACUCUUUGAACUCGUGUGACUCUCUUGUUAACGUGCACACUGGCUGCAGCUUAAGAUCAUGUCUUAAAAUCACAGCCUUUUUCGGAACCAAACAGGACAAACAACUACGAUCGAUCUGCUGUUUUAGACUAAUAAUGUCUUUAUUACUAAAAAAGACUACAUGUAAAUAUAAUCUAAUGUACAGGAUGAAUUGAAAUUCUUGAAAUCAUUCCAGUUUUAAAUGACAUAAUGUAAUUUUAAGCCCCAUCCUUCCCCCCCCCCCUCCCCUUUCGAUAUUGGCAGUUCGGCGCGUGAUCAUCCAUGAACUUGGUAAGGAAAGGUCAUGAAAUCAAUAUGAGCGGUGAGGCCGAACUACGUGAAAAGGUGUGUGUCAGACACCCACGCCGCUACCGUACUUAGUUUUCUAUAAAACCUGUCCGAGCUCACUUUGGCGAUGCAAUCGAAAGGAGACAAAGCUGUGUACGGACGAGUUGCUUAGAUUCGUCUAUGUUCGAGAUGAAGAACUUUUUAGUCUUGGUAGUAAUUCUCGCUCUUGUGAGUUGCGUCCUAAACCGCCCCAUCCGUCGACAGCGAGGUCGUGGAAAGAAGAAUAUGAUGAAUUGGGUAAGAAGGAAGGAACAUGUAUACAACUGAAUUUUGAGAAGAUUUCUUAACCUCAUAUAAUUGUGAGCUGUAAGAGGCCAGCGUGCCCGACCAUCAAGAAACGAAAUGUAGAGAUAUCAAAAUUGAAGGGAACAUAAAUACUGAGUGUUUUAUUUGAAUGGUCGGCUACCUGAUAUUACAAUAUUCAUAAUACAUGUAGUCUGAAAGGGUGAAAGAUAAAUUAUUGAGUCAAUAACAGUAAUCGAAGUGGAACUUGCGAACGAGGCGCCUAAAAAUUCUUUUUCGGCUGUCGUCCAAAAUAAAUGUAGCUUAGAUAGAGUAUCACAAAGUUUCGGCAGUGCAAUAGUUUGAACUUCAACGAGAAAAAUCUCGCGAAACAUAAACCACUUGAUUCUUUACACGCUUUUUAUUAAAUUCAGAUUUGCGCUCUAACCAAAUGUGUCUUUUUCUUUUUAGGUAAAGAAAUACAUGAAUAAGUAUGGCUACCUCAAUUCAAGUGAAAUGGCCUUGGUAAAAGAUGAAAAUUCUCCCAUGUUUAAAAAAGCAAUGAUGAGGCUCCAACGAUUUGGACAUGUUCCAAUGACAGGAAAUAUCGAUACAGAAACAAUGAAGUUACUCAACAAGUCAAGAUGUGGAGUGCAGGACCCAGACCUAACAGGAAGAACUAAAAGAAAUGUGGGAGAAUUCAAUUUGCAGGGAAGCAUUUGGAGAAAGAAGGUAAUAUUACAUGAAGGGUAUUUCAUGGCUGGUCAUGUAAACGGGCGAGAUGAAACCAAUCUUGUGAUGUAAAUUCCAUAAGGAUAAAUAUAUAUAUAUAUAGAUGAAAAAAAAAUCAAUAUAUAAAUAAUGAAUGAGGAGUGAUUGCUUGUGAAAUGCUCAUAGCCCAUACUUUCCAAUUUCCGGGCAACUAACUUAAACGAGAAACAAAUUUUCGAGCUGCACAUGAUUAAUAGCACUGGUGUGUCUCGUUUAACAAACUCAAGCAAUAUCAGAUAUUUUUUAGGUAACCUUUCUAUAUAAUCAAUACAGCAUAUUUGUGAUAUUCUUACCAUUGAAAGCAAAACCGUCAGCCGCAUUCACCACUGAUGCAGAUUUCAAAAGCUUGUUUAUUGGCAAAAAAAAUGUAAAUUGUUCUUCCUACUUAAUAAUCUGGUAUAGUAUGGAUUGGUAUCUUUCUGAUUUAAUAUAUAUUAUCUUGGAGUAAAGGAGAAUUGGCACCACAUCUAAAUAACACGUCUUACCUCAUGAGUUAGCUUCUUCCUAUUACUAGCCCAAUUGUUGCCCAAUGGAUAUCACGAGGAGAUGUUACAUCUCAAUCAUUUCUGGUAAUUUCAAGCAACAUCUUUUUCAAACAGUAUUUGAUACAGUAUUUGAUACAGUAUUUGAUACAGUAUUUGAUACAGUAUUUGAUACAGUAUUUGAUACAGUAUUUGAUACAGUAUUUGAUACAGUAUUUGAUACAGUAUUUGAUACAGUAUUUGAUACAGUAUUUGAUACAGUAUUUGAUACAGUAUUUGAUACAGUAUUUGAUACAGUAUUUGAUACAGUAUUUGAUACAGUAUUUGAUACAGUAUUUGAUACAGUAUUUGAUACAGUAUUUGAUACAGUAUUUGAUACAUGGGUUCUCGAGAAUUUAGAGUCCAUUAUAAGAGGCAUUCCCCGUGCGUAAAUCGAACAAUUGAAUAAUUCAGGAUUUAAUAAUGAAUCGUUUCUUAUCUUUUCUUGCUUGUUAUCGUUGUAGGAUCUGACCUAUAGAAUCGACAAUUUCGCAAACGACCCAAUACCUCCAGAGACACAGAGACAGAUAUUCCGUAAAGCUUUAGACUUGUGGCAAUCUGCUUCAACAUUACGAUUCACAGAGGUACCGAAAUCGGAUGAUGCGGACAUCAUUAUAAGUUACGACAUCAGGGAUCAUGGCGACGGAUUCCCAUUUGACGGACCUGGGGGGACACUGGCUCAUGCAUUCUUCCCAUCCAACAAUCGAGGUCAGGUGCAUUCCAGGGGGGGGGAGAAUGUGUAAAAGUAGAAAAGUGAUUAAUUUAGACGUGAAUAGGUUUAAUCAGAGGGUUUAAAAUUUGCAGCAGUCGAAAGACUAUUUCUGAGUUAGUUCGGAGAUUUUGUGGACAUUUCGCUUUGAUCUUUUUGCACGAUAGUAAUGUGAGGACACUUUUGAGCAGUUUGAUAGAUAUAAAGGACAGGUCACUAUCUAUCACGUGGGUGGGGUAAGGAGAAUUUUAGGGAUCACAUAGUUUUCACGGAGAACGGAGGUGGGGUCAGUCGUCGCUAACUGACUAUAAAUGGGUGGGGGUAUAGAAAAUUGACUACUGAUGGGGGGAGGGAUCAUUAUAGUAGUGCAGAGCCUUUGGAGGAUCAGGUAAAUGUUAAAGUGACAACAAAAAUCCACCGACCCCUGAGAGAUAAAUAAUGGCCGAUUUUUAAGAAGUACGUUGAGGUCAUGAGGACUUAAAGAGAUUGUUGUGACGGAAAUGUCUUGUGUAGCUCUUGCUACUUCACUAAUAUGAAUUUUCCAAACUAUGUUGCUGUUAAUUCCAGUCAAUUAAUUUAUGAGUGCUGUAAAACAGUCCCAAUGUGCUGCAGUUUUCUGAUGACACUACUUCUUACAUUAAGGUCUAUCUGGUGACGCGCACUUUGAUGACGAUGAAGUCUUCACCACAGGGACACCUCGAGGCAUCAACCUCGACUGGGUAGCUGUUCACGAGUUUGGGCACAGUCUGGGUCUGGCUCAUUCAGACGUACGGGAAGCUAUUAUGUAUCCAUUUUACACGGGUUAUGUCCCGGAUAUUCAGCUCAACAGAGACGAUGUUUUGGGUAUUCAGGAAUUGUAUGGAGGUAAGUUUUCUUUAUUUAUUGUUUUGUUGAUGUGAUUUUUUUUUCAUAAGAAUUCUACAAUGAACUUUUAUGUUUGAAAUGAAAAGUGAAAAAGGGAAAUAGAAGAUUAGUAACCGCCAUUUCUUGUUAAUCAGCUCCAAUAGUGGCCACAACGCAAACGCCAACCACCACAGAAUCACCAUCUACAACGGAAUCACCAACCUCCACAGAGAUACCAACAACAACAGAACAGCCAACUACCACCGAGCCACUAGUUACUUCAGAGCUACCUACUACCACAGAGUUGCCAAUAACUACAGGAUCCACAAGUACCACAGAAAUACCAAUUACCACAAAACAACCUCAACACCCUGCAUGCUUACCAGGAACUCGCUAUGACGCUGUGUUUAGUGGUGACAAAUUGACGUAUUUCUUUUCAGGAGAUCAGUUUUGGACAGUUAACAACUCAUUAGAGAAAAGUGAUCCUUACAAAAUCACAGACUUCUGGAGUGAUGUUCAAUGUCCAUUGGAUGCAGCUUUUCGCAAUGAAAACGGGAAUAUUGUAUUUUUCAAAGGAGGAAGGUAAUGGAUUUUAUUUCAGCAAAGGAAAAUCAUUUGAAAGUCAUUCAUCCGAUAAUUUUUUUUCAGUAAUUUAUUGAUACAUUGGUUCGUUCAUUUCUCCAUUAAUUCACUCUCUUAUUUGUUGGUUUUUUUUUUCACUUUUUACCAUGAACAAUUGCCAUUCUUAUUUUUAGUACUCCAUUUAUUAAUUAUAUAUAUAUAUGUAUGUAUGCAUUUAAAGAAUUUAUUGUGUAACCGCAUAUAGCGCAACCACCCGGUUUAAGGAUUCAACCUUUUCCAAACCAGUUCAGUUACAUGCGUUUGAGAGUACUUGAAUUCACAAAAAGGCCCCUUAUCUAAUGGCAAUCCGGGAUACUUACACUUUGCAUUGGCUCUUUGCUGUAGAUACUGGGAGUACAGAGACAACAAUGUCCUUCUCACUACCGGAUUGAUUCGCAGGCGGUACAGAUUGCGUCGUUUCGCACGCAACAUGGACGCGGCUUUCACCUCCAGAAAUGUGAUCCAUUUUAUCAGAGGGUCAAAAUACUGGCGCCUCAGUAGUAACCGAAAUAGAUGGAAUUCCCCGAGGACUAUUAGGUCACGACGACUGCGAAAUGCUGACGCAGCAACGACUUGGAUCAACAACAACAGAAUUUACGUCUUCAAGGGAGACUCUUACUACAGGCUCGGAAAAGUGAACAGAGGCGAGCGGUAUCCUCAAUCAAUAGCAACCAGGUGGAUGAGGUGUAAUGGAGGUGUUGGUACGACUGUACCUUAA